AUGGAGAUGAAUGUUGUGAGCACACUGUUUGAUGAAUUGUAUAUUCUAUUUGAUGAAUAUAUAAUUAAUCAUAGCAAGCAUUUUCACGAAUAUAAAUCCGUUUUUAAAAAAAAAGAAUUGAUUGAACUAAUAAAAAACUAUGAAAAUGGAUUAAUACCAACUGAAAAAAAUGUUAAGAAUAAGGAUGAACUUAUUGAUCAUUUAAUAUAUGCAUUUAAAUUAAUUGGAAAAUAUAUAAGCAGUAGUGAUAUUUUUUCAAAAAAUGAAGAUGUCGAUGAUAUUCACACAAACUAUUUGAAAUUUUUAUUAAUACCUCAUAUAUUAGGUACCUUAUGUUAUGAAACAAUUAAUAUAGAUAUACGAUUUGAUAGACUUAAAGAUGCUAAAUUAUAUUUUAAUGAAUUUAUUACUAUUGUUAAUAUAUAUAAUAUAGUACAAAUAAAUGAAUAUUUAUAUGAUGAUAAUGAUGAUAAUAAAAAUUGUGAUCGAGAUUCCUAUAAAAGUAGUAAUGGUACACAUAAUGCAAUAAAUAGAAGAAAUAUAAAAAUUAAAAGAGUUAAAGAUGAAAAAAAAUAUCAACAAAUAUAUAAUGAACUAGCUAAAACGAAUUUAAAAAAACGUGAAAAUAUAAAUUUCACUUUCCAUAAUGAUAAUGAUAAUUUUUAUCAUGACAAUCAUGACGAUGAAGAAUAUAGAGAAAUGUAUUUAUCCAUAAUUAAAUAUAAAUUAAUUCAAACCUUAAAUACAAUAGAUUUAAUGGAUACAGAAAUGCUUGUUCUUGAAAUGAGAAAUAAAGAAAUUAGUAAAAAAAAUUAUGAAAAAAAAAAUUAUGAACAUGGUCAUAAUUUCCCUUCAUUGUCUAAUGAUAAUAAACCCGCUAAUAACACUAAAAAACCAGUGAUUUUUAAAAUUAAAAAAAAUAUGCAAAUUUCAGAUAUUACACAAAUUCGUAACUACUACAAAGAAUUAGUUUUUAAACCUUUUCAUAAUUUACCAACAAUUUCGUUAGAAGAAUGUGCACAAAUCGAAUCACAAUAUGCAUUAAAAGGUAUUAACAAUUCAGAAAAUAAAAAUAAAAAUAAAAAAAUAAAAAAUAAAAACAUAGGAAAUAGUGAACUAAGCGAUAGCGAUGAUGAUAAUGAAGAUGAUGAUUAUUAUAAAAAGUGUAGGGAAGAAGAACUAGAGAAAGAUAAAAAUGAUCGCGAAUGGGAUGAUUGGAAAUAUAUGCACCAAAAGGGAAUAGGGAACAAAAACAGAAAUAUCACAUAA
Molecule: messenger RNA, 1269 nt
Organism: Plasmodium berghei ANKA
Lineage: Eukaryota; Apicomplexa; Aconoidasida; Haemosporida; Plasmodiidae
Product: type 2A phosphatase-associated protein 42, putative
Exons: 1
Coding region: 1-1269 (422 amino acids)
Biological process (GO): regulation of dephosphorylation; regulation of signal transduction
Cellular component (GO): cytosol
Molecular function (GO): protein phosphatase 2A binding
Source: RefSeq, a predicted model, not a curated record